Coprinopsis cinerea okayama7#130 is the source of this 1692-nucleotide messenger RNA. Its product is annotated as WD repeat-containing protein. Gene Ontology annotation, molecular function: protein binding. The transcript is spliced from 9 exons. The coding region runs from base 1 to 1692 and encodes 563 amino acids. NCBI's taxonomy places the organism in Eukaryota, Fungi, Basidiomycota, Agaricomycetes, Agaricales, Psathyrellaceae. Gene Ontology annotation, biological process: negative regulation of fatty acid biosynthetic process. The record is from RefSeq and is a predicted model, not a curated record. Gene Ontology annotation, cellular component: Cul4-RING E3 ubiquitin ligase complex; cytoplasm.
AUGAUCUUUCCAGCGACCGCCAUCGAACCAUGGCAAUACACCAAGUCGCCCUCGUCCUGGCUCCCAGUCGACCGGUUCCGAAAGCAAAACCUAUCGAGUUCUCUCAAACGAACCCUCGAUCGAGUCAAUGUCCUAGGUGAUGAGGAGCAAAACUAUGGACACUCUGGAUGCGUGAAUGCAGUUAGCUGGGCAGAAAACGGCAAUCUCCUUCUUACCGGAGGGGACGACACAACAGUACGGCUUUGGCGUGUGGAUACGUCCGAUUUGAAGCAAGAAUAUCCAUACGUCUGCAGAUCUGUCAUUGCCACGGGGCAUCGGGCCAAUAUAUUCAAUGUGCAGAUGCUCCCAUACUCGAAUCGAAUCGUCAGUUGCGCUGGAGAUAAACAGAUACGCGUGUUCGAUGCGACAACCCCUUCCGCGGUCAGGGAUGGAAUGGAAACGGAGUUCAGCGCUCGUCAAGCCGGCGUUAGGAUUAUACGAUGCCAUUCAGAUCGAGUGAAGAAGCUGGUAACUGAAGAAAGUCCCGACGUGUUUCUCUCACUCUCCGAGGAUGGCUCCGUACGUCAACACGACCUUCGAACACCACACCAAUGUCGAGAGUCUUGUCCUGCCCCCCUUUUACACAUGCCACACGAGCUUUCGACGAUCUCCAUGUCGCCGGUGACUCCAUACCAAUUCGUGGUAGCCGGAGAAUCACGAUAUGGCUAUCUCUUCGACCGCCGACAUAUUGGUCGAGUUCUCCAGGAGGAAUGGGGGGCGGUCCCCAAUAUCGGAGAGGAUGUUACGACCUGCGUCAGAAAGUUUGGACGUCAUCCCCAGUCUCCGAAGGCGCGCAAGGAAGGCAGGAGGGAUCAUAUCACUGGGUGCAGGAUCUCACCUACGAAUGGACACGAGGUCCUUCUUACUUACAGUUCAGACAAGGUCUACCUCUUCUCCACUAAAGAUGAAGCACAUACCAAAGAGGACCUCGCGUCGAUGGCAGCUGCCGUAUUGCCUCCCAAUUCAGAGGAAUCAAGGACGAGGAAGAAGCGCAGGACGAGUUCUCCACCAACUGGUUCCGCGGACGAGCCGUCCAAUGCUGGUGACAGUAUGGAUGUGGACGACGACCGUGAAGAAGAUGACGCCGACCACGAAGAGGUGGACGACGAUGAGGAUGGGGAGGAGGAGGAGGAUGAAAUGUCCAGGUUCCUGAACUAUCUUCGUCGCGAAGAUAAGCUCAAUGAUGGAUUCAUGUCGGACGUCCCUGUUGUUUUGCCCCGCGCUUCGUACGCUGGUGCACGCAACGUGGACACGGUCAAAGAUGUGAACUUUUUGGGUCCGUACGACGAGCAUGUCGUGUCUGGGUCUGACGACGGAAACUGGUUCAUGUGGGACAAGGUGUCAGGUAAAUUAGUGGGUAUCUACGAAGGAGAUGAAACUGUAGUCAACGUUGUGGAAGCACACCCGCAUUUGCCAGUGGUAGCAGUUAGCGGCAUUGACAAAUCGAUCAAGCUAUUUGCUCCUGCCAGAGGCAAGAGUCAGUUUUCGAGAGUUGACCACGCAGACGCGAUCAUUGAGGAGAAUGCGCGACUGAGCAGAAGGAGCUUCAUCGCGUACAACCUAUCUUCGAGACUCUUCAGUAGACUUGGAGCACUCAGCGGUGAACUUGGUGGGGAAGGCUCCAACCCCGUCAUUGAGUGCGGCACCCAAUAA